AUGUUUUCAGCUACCCUGAGUAUAGUAUUGUUUACACCCACCACCACUCACGCACGUACACAUAAUCGAUUCUUCCAGCAAUCAAUUAUACUAAAAUUUUCUCUUCUUCACCAAAAAUAUUUUUCCUAUUGCCGAUUUCUUUCUUUCCCAGACUCCUUUACUUUCUUCUCGCAAUUUCUCUUUCUAAUUUACUUUCUCUUUCUCGUUCUCCUAUUCUGUAUUUUUACCGACCGACCAUUUUAUGACCUCCACGUACUUUAUCCAACUGUAUAUUUCCCCCUCUCUUUCUUUCUUUCUUUCUUUCUAAUUUCCUCUGAUCUCACUUUCUUGACUCACUUCCUUUCCCAACUAAUCACCCCUUUUUCCACUUUCUCAUUGUUCGUUCUUUCUUUUACUGUUAUUUCUCGUUCUCCUUUUCUACAUUUUCUUUUGUCAAUCUUUCAUUUUUUCUGUAAUGUUCUGCAUAUCAUCUUUUGUGCAUUUUCUUUUCUUCUUUCUUUCGUGCGUUCUUUUUCUUCCUUUUGUUCCUAUUACCAUCUUUCUAUCUUAAAUUCUUUCUCUAUUCUUCUCUGUCUUUUCUUUGCUUCAACUCUUCUUGAUAUUCCAUAUCUUUCCCUAUUGCUUGUCCAGUCUGUCUUUUCUCCAUUCAUCUCUUCUUUUUCCUUCAUUUUUGCCUUUUUUCUUUGCUCCUGUUCAUAA
Molecule: messenger RNA, 699 nt
Organism: Acanthosepion pharaonis
Lineage: Eukaryota; Metazoa; Mollusca; Cephalopoda; Sepiida; Sepiidae
Source: the annotation of a GenBank genome assembly